Messenger RNA from Colius striatus (speckled mousebird), 1218 nucleotides. Its product is annotated as lysosomal acid lipase/cholesteryl ester hydrolase. The record is from RefSeq and is a predicted model, not a curated record. Gene Ontology annotation, molecular function: hydrolase activity, acting on ester bonds. Gene Ontology annotation, biological process: lipid metabolic process. The coding region runs from base 13 to 1218 and encodes 401 amino acids. The transcript is spliced from 9 exons. Lineage: Eukaryota; Metazoa; Chordata; Aves; Coliiformes; Coliidae.
CACAGCCUGAAGAUGUGGUGUCUCAUCCUGCUGUGCUCCCAAGGAAUUGUCUUUUCAGAAGGAUUCACAGCACCUUUCACUCUGAAUUCAGACACAAGUCUGUAUAAGAAGAGUUACAACCCCGAAAGUUUUAUGAAUGCUAGCGAAAUUGUCAGAUAUCAUGGAUAUCCCAGUGAGGAGUAUCAAGUUACCACUGAGGAUGGAUACAUUCUUGGUGUUUUCAGAAUUCCUGCUGGGAGGAACAAUCGAAAUACAGGGAAGAAGCCUGCAGUCUUGCUACACCAUGGUACUUUAGCAAAUUCUGUUUACUGGAUUUCCAACCUGCCCAACAACAGCCUGGGCUUCCUCCUCGCAGAUGCCGGCUUUGAUGUCUGGAUGGGAAACAGCCGAGGGAACACCUGGUCUUUAAAACACAAGACCCUUAAGCCCUGCCAGAAAGAGUUCUGGCAGUUCAGCUUUCAUGAGAUAGGCAAAUACGAUAUUCCAGCAGAGCUGUACUUCAUCAUGAAUAAAACUGGACAGAAGGAUGUAUACUAUAUUGGUCACUCAGAGGGUUCAACUUCAGGCCUCGUAACGUUUUCUACUUAUCCUGACUUGGCUCAAAAGGUUAAAGUGUUCUUUUCUUUGGGACCAGUAGCCACAAUCACGUACGCUACCAGUCCUCUCGUAAAAUUUAUACGUCUUCCCGAAUCACUAAUCAGGUUCCUAUUUGGCUACAAAGGAGUUCUUCAUCAGAAUGAAGUGCUGAAACGGCCUCUAAUAAGGAUAUGCAAAUCUCUGGAAAGAGUUUGUGUUGGUAUCUUAGGCUACAUAGCUGGGGACAAGAUACAAAGUUUUAACACGAGUCGAAUAGAUGUAUAUUUGGGACAUUAUCCUGCUGGAACAUCAGUACAGAAUGGUAUUCAUUGGCAUCAGAUCGCACAUGCAAAACAAUUUCAAGCUUAUGACUACGGCUCUAAGGAAAACAUGAAGAAGUACAACCAGUCUUCUCCUCCUGUGUACGAGAUAGAGAAGAUAAGCAUGCCAAUUGCUGUUUGGAGUGGUGGACUUGACAAAUUUGCAGAUCCAAAAGACAUGGCAAAGCUGCUUCCUCGGAUUUCUAAUCUCAUUUACCAUGAGCAUUUUCCCCACUGGGGACACCUUGAUUUCGUCUUGGGCCUUGACGCAACUGAGAAAAUGUAUCGCAAAAUCAUUGAACUAAUAAGAAAAUACUCUUAG